This is a messenger RNA of Phyllostomus hastatus (greater spear-nosed bat), 253 nucleotides long. RefSeq names its product protein transport protein Sec61 subunit gamma-like. Gene Ontology annotation, biological process: post-translational protein targeting to membrane, translocation; protein targeting. The record is from RefSeq and is a predicted model, not a curated record. The transcript has a single exon. Bases 1 to 207 code for a protein of 68 amino acids. NCBI's taxonomy places the organism in Eukaryota, Metazoa, Chordata, Mammalia, Chiroptera, Phyllostomidae. Gene Ontology annotation, cellular component: Ssh1 translocon complex; membrane. Gene Ontology annotation, molecular function: transmembrane protein transporter activity.
AUGGACCAGGUAAUGCAGUUUGUCGAGCCCAGUGGGCAGUUUGUGAAGGAUUCAAUCCGGCUGGUGAAAAGAUGCACCAAACGCGAUAGAAAAGAGUUCCGGAAGAUUGCCAUGGCAACAGCAAUAGGAUUUGCUAUAAUGGGGUUCAUUGGCUUUUUUGUGAAAUUGAUCCAUAUCCCCAUUAAUAACAUCAUUGUGGGUGGCUGAAUACCUUUUUGGAGGAGGGUUUUUCCUCUUGGGGACUGGUCCCCAA